This is a messenger RNA of Aspergillus mulundensis, 519 nucleotides long. RefSeq lists its product as uncharacterized. NCBI's taxonomy places the organism in Eukaryota, Fungi, Ascomycota, Eurotiomycetes, Eurotiales, Aspergillaceae. Bases 1 to 519 code for a protein of 172 amino acids. The record is from RefSeq and is a predicted model, not a curated record. The transcript has 2 exons.
AUGGCCGGAAUGAAAGUGGACGAAGACACCAGCAAAGAAGUCAAUUGCCUCAUCUUCGACUAUAUCAUCUGCUUGGCCAUCCAUACAGCUAUAAGCGUGGCUGAAGGCAGCACGGGCGAAUGGGACAUGAGCUGGCUGGAAGACACAGUAACGGCAUUACGAUUGGUUCUUCCACCCACGGAGGAAUUACCUGUGGCUCUUCAAAUAAAGGCCCAGGUGUUCGAAAUCGCCCGGAUGUUCAGCAAGACAUCCCAACCAGUGCAAACCAUGCUCGCGGAGAUGGCAAGCACGUUCGUGUCAACAUGCAAAUCCGCAGGGGAGAAGGCGCUAGAGCUGCAUGCGACACAGGCUGCUAGUCAAAUUCGCAAUAACCAGAAGUCCGCAACUGUUAUUUAUACCCUAGGCCAGAUCAUGCAAUUAUUGGCACCGCCCGUACUUCUACAGCUUGAAAGGGGAAAUCUCGAGGGCAUGAGCCGCGCCGAAACACAGCGGCUGAAACAAAGAAUAGGAAUGGAAUGA